Molecule: messenger RNA, 753 nt
Organism: Rotaria sordida
Lineage: Eukaryota; Metazoa; Rotifera; Eurotatoria; Philodinida; Philodinidae
Source: the annotation of a GenBank genome assembly
AUGGAAGAAGAAUAUGUAUCAGAAAUUCGACUUGAAUUACAACCGAGAUCUCGUCGAGGUUAUCGUCGUUUAUUUGGAAUUCGUGAAAAUAAUUUUUUUAAUAAAGAAUCAUUUGAUAGAAUUGCUUUUACAAAAAUCUUUCUUAACAAAUAUAAUAAAAAAGUUCUUAAACGAGGAGAACAUAUAAUAUGCGACAAUUUAAUUAUUGGAGUUAAACAAAUAAAACGUGCUUCAUCAACAUAUUCAGGAAAUACUCGCGUAGAAUUUCUGAUAAAAGGUCUUCCAUUUGGAAAUGAAGAAAAAGGUCACCUUGAUAAUAAAAUAAUGGAUAAUAAACGAAGUUUAAAUGAAUAUUUUAUCAGUGAUCUUCUUACUAAAAGUGGUCAGACUAAUAUUAAUGUUGAAGUUGAACAAGUUUAUUCAUGCUAUUGUUGUCAAUGUAAAAAACGUUUAAUUGAAGGAGAUUUGUAUAUAAAAAGUGGAAAUUGGAGUCGGCCUAUUAUUUGUUUAUCAUGUUAUAAUUUAUUAUUUACUUAUAAAUGUGCUCGUUGUAAAAAAUCAAUAACAUUUGAUCAUCAAUCAUUAACAUCUGAUGGUUUAACUUCUAUUCAUUUUGUUGAAUAUAAAAAUUUUUAUUGGCAUUCAGAUUGUUGUGUUUGUGUUACAUGUUUACAAUCAUUAAUUGGACAAAAGUUUUAUCAAGAUCAAAUUUAUAAUCAAUUAUUUUGUCUUCAACAUAUUCCACAUCAAUGA